GGCGCCUGCCUGCGCGCCCCUUGGGGCCACCCCCGCACCCCGCUCGCCGGCGCCUGGCUCUCAUGAUGAUGAAGAAGAAGAAGUUUAAGUUUAAGGUGGACUUCGAGCUCGAGGAGCUCUCCUCGGUGCCCUUCGUCAAUGGGGUCCUCUUCUGCAAGAUGCGGCUGCUGGACGGCGGCAGCUUCACGGCCGAGUCCUCCAGGGAAGUGGUACAAGCAAACUGUGUUCACUGGAGAAAGAAAUUCUCAUUUAUGUGCAAAAUGAGUGCAAGUGCCACCACGGGCAUCCUGGAUCCUUGUAUCUACAGAGUGUCUGUGAGGAAGGAAUUAAAAGGCGGAAAAGCAUAUGCAAAGCUGGGCUUUGCAGAUCUAAACCUGGCAGAAUUUGCUGGAUCAGGAAAUACCACUCGGCGCUGUUUACUGGAAGGCUAUGAUACCAAAAAUACAAGACAGGAUAACUCCAUUCUUAAAGUUUUAAUAAGUAUGCAGCUGAUGUCUGGUGAUCCAUGUUUUAAAACGCCUCCCUCUACAUCAAUGUCUAUACCAAUUGCUGGCGAAUCUGAGUCCCUGGAAGAAGAUAGAAAAGGUGGAGAGACCCUGAAAGUCCAUCUUGGAAUAGCAGAUCUUUCAGCAAAGAGUACCUCUGUUCCAGAUGAACUCGGUGCCUGUGGACAUUCUAGAACAUCAAGCUAUGCAAGCCAGCAGUCAAAAGUAUCAGGGUAUAGUUCAUGUCACUCCCGGUCAUCUAGUUUCUCAGAGCUGUGCCACAGGAGAAAUACCUCAGUGGGAAGUACAUCAACAGGAAUUGAAAGUAUUCUAGAGCCAUGUGAUGAGAUCGAGCCAAAAAUAGCUGAACCCAAUCUUGAUACAACUGAUAAAGAAGAUAUGGCUUCAGAAAAACUUAACAGAUGCCCAGUGAAACAAGAUUCUGUGGAAUCUCAGCUGAAGCGAGUUGAUGACACCAGAGUGGAUGCCGAUGAUGUUGUGGAGAAAAUACUGCAGAGUCAAGACUUCAGCCUGGAUUCCAGUGCAGAAGAAGAAGGACUGAGGUUGUUUGUGGGUCCUGGGGGAAGUACAACCUUUGGCAGUCAUCAUCUUCCAAAUAGGGUAGGGUCUGGUGCUUAUGAACAAGUUGUCAUCAAACGCUAGAAGUCAAGCUGCUAAGCAGAAACUUCCCACUGGAUUUGAAGUGUGGGCAGUUGAUGUGUCCAGGCGUUUCAUUCAAGCUGUUCAGAGAAAAUGAACCUGUGGAAAUGGAGUCCGUCUGUCAGGAGGAAAGCUGAUGCUGAUUUCUUCUUGGAGAGUGCCCACCAACCAUCCUUCCCCUCCCACAAGCAGGGGUCAUCAUCCAGCAUGCCAGGGAGAGCACUGCUCCUGUGGUCCUGCACACAGAGGUGAAAAGCCUGCUCUUGCUUUCAGAACAUCCCAGUGAGGAAAACAGCACUUUGAUGCAUCUGCAUUUGUUAUUCAGGUGUAAAAUCUGUGACAAUGGUGCUCAACAGGUUUGGGCUCCAUGUUUUCAUUUCAAAUUUACAUUUGAGAGACAAUAGUGAAUAUAAUUUAAACCCUAUAAUUCCGUCAAGAUAGUUGUGCUCCUGUUAAUGAAAUCUUACAUAUUAUACUACCUACAAGUAUUGUAGUAAGUUUAUGAACUCUUUUUGAUUGAUAUAAAAUGUGAGUGUUCAUGCUUUGGGGAAGUGUUAUACUACAAUUUAAACAUGUAAAAUGCUUAAUAAUCAUUCUGAAUAUAAUCAAAAUGGCAAAUGUGUUUAAGUCAGAGAUAAGUGAAUGAACAUGACACCAUUAUUAUGCAGUGUAUGUUGUUGCUUAUUGUUAAUACCAGGUGAGCUGCAGAGCCCCGCUAGCAUGUAUGGUAUAAAAAACUCAAAAUAAGUGUACUGUUGAAUGUUAGGCUACCAUUAGGCAUCUGAACAGAAGAGCUCUUUUAAAUAAGUGAACGUUAAGAUGUGAAGGUUUCAGAAAUCAAAAUUUUGAACCAGAGGGAAAUGGUGACAUGAUGGAAACAGAGCAGCCUUUUCCAUGUAAAUUCAGGCUUGUCUGAAAAUGAAAACCACCCUGACGUGGUAGCGGGUAGAAGACAGGGACAGCUGCUUGAUGCUCCUGAUGCAGACCUGAGGUUCAGUUCCGCGUGGCCAGGUGUCACUUGUAUGUUUUCUCCCUUAUGGUAUCUGAGGUUGGUUAUUUUUGGGGGGCACGGAUAGAAUUUGUAAAAUCACAAUAUGUGGUCUAGAUCCAGUUUAAUAGCACAGCAGAUAAACCUUAAGAGUUUUUCUGAUCCGACACAACAGUUUCCACUUCUUAGAAUCCCUCAGUCUUUAAAGAAAGAUGGAUUGUAUAGCACUAGCAUUUCCCAGUCUUCACUUCCAAAAUCAUGCCCAAGAAUGACAAUAAUAUUUCAGAAUAGAAUUACUUUGGUUGAAGUAUUUUCAUGUUGGCAAAAUAAGGGACAAAUUAUAUUAUUUUUAGUAUCCAAAUGUAAAGGUUUGGAGAUUUUUGAAUAGUUCUUGUUAGGACUUAUUUUUUUUUUUAUAUUUCAAGGAUUGGAUUGGAUAUUCUAUAUUAAAAUCAAACACUAUUUUUACAAGUAGAUUUUGAAAUUUUUAAAAAGAUGACACCCUGUUUUAGAAUAUUUUGAAUGUUGAAAGAGAAUCAUCUGAGUCAUUAGUUAUACUUUUUAUUUUUUAAGAUUUAUUUUGAAGAAAAACAUUGACCUGAACAUUUUAGUUUAAACAAGGAAAAGUAGUAAAGACUUGUUCUCUUUCUUCAAAUAAAAUUCAUUAUAUAUUAUGGAAAGAGUCAAAGAAAGUUUUUAAUAGAAAGAUGAAGGUAUUGUUUAAAGAAAUAUUUAUUAUGACUUUUUAAAGCAUAUUUUUCUAUUUUCAAAAUAUUAUUUCUUAGCUAUAUUUUUAUUAACACUUCUGCAAAUGCUUUUAUGCUUUUAAAAAUAAUCGAUGUAUAUUGUAAGUGGGGUCCAUUGAGGACAUUUGUCAGAAAUACAAAAGGUGCUGGGAUCAGGACAGGGCCCUUGUCCUCCUGUCUCUCUCCUCCUUGGCUGCCCUUGGCCUGGUGACCUUUAAGUAAGACUGACUCUCAGUAUGCAGAAUAGUACAGAAUUCUUCAACUGUGCAGAGAUUUUGACAAGUAUAAACUUCAUGGCCUUAUAAUUUUAGCAGCUAUCAAUUAAAUUUAUUUUGUAGUAGUAAAUAUAACAAAUAUUUUACUAAAUAUAAACACUGACUAGAAAAAGAAAGGAUUAAUGGUUAUGUCCUCGGAGGUCAGUGGAAGCUUGGAGUUACUCUGCUCCAUCCCUGUGGGUCUGCUUUGCCCUCAGAUUUGAGCACAGCCACUUCAAAGUAUGUGCUGAGAGCUGCCUACUUGUCUGCCUUACUUUCUAGUUUUUCUCUUCAUAGAGCUUGCUUUGCUAAUAUUUUAACCCUGUGGCUAUUGAAAACAAUCUAGUUAUCAAAUACCAAGUCCACUUUUGAUUCUGUUUUGAGUUUAGGAAAUUGGACUGAAAAUUUAGAUUCUUAAUAAUUGACUUUUUAAAUGUUAAAGUUAAAUUUACAAUCACCUAGUCUUGGAGGAUUUGUAGAUGUAUAGGACUUCUUCUAAUUCUCUCCUAGAGAAAAAGGCUGAACAUAUUUCAAAGCUGUAUAUCUAUGACGAGAUAAAUUACAGUCUUAUGCAUCUUGUUUUGGAGAAAGCACAGGCCAGCCUGGAGACCUGCUCCCUGGGACUUGAGCUGUUGACUGAGAGGAGUACAGGGGAGAGAAGGUGCUAGGCCAUCAGUUUACAUUUUAUGGUUGACUCUCCUUGGUGAUUUUGAAGUUCUCUGUGUACAAACAAGCUAAUGUGUAUUUGUGCUUAUGAUUUGAAAAAGCCUUGACCAAGAAUCCCAAACUCCACCAUCCCAUUCCAGUGUAAAACUAGCAGAAUAGGGGGCAGGCAUAAUGGUGCAGUGGGUUAAGCCACUGCUUAGGAUGCUCCCAUCUAGUGUCCGAGUGCCAGUGUGAGUCCUGGCUGCUCUGCUUCCCGUCCAGCUGCCUGCUAAUGUGCCUGGAAGGAUAGCAGAUGAUGAUCCAAAUACUUGGGUCCCUGCUACCCGCAUGGCCCAGCCCUGGCUGUUUUGGUCAUUUGGGGAAUGAACAGGGCGGAUGGAAGAUCUUGCUCGCACUCGCUCUCUAUCACUCUCUCUUUCAUAUAAAUAAAUAAAUAUUUUUAAAAAUGAGAGUAAUAUCUAAAAUAGAGUCUUCUGUAUAUGCUUUUUUUGUACAAAACUAUGGGCCACAGAGGUCAACCACUUAGCCCAUUUGUGGCUACAAAGAAAACAACCUCUGCUAACCACCAGUCAAAACAUAUUCAAAUUCCAGAGGCAGUAAGUUUUAAUAAAGCAUGCAGGAGUAAUUUUAGGCUUUCAGAUUUCCGUGCUGACUAGACCACUGUGUAAGCUCAAGUUGACAGUAUUAUUAAACAUUUUAUUGAAGUGUCACAUCACACUUCUCUGAGACAGACAGGGCUCUUAGGUCUGGGGCAGAGGAGGUGCAUUUUAUUUUCUUAAUGCUCUUUAACUUGGCCAGUUCAGGAAUUGUGCCUGCUCAGCUCUCUUGUUCUCUCCAAUGGUACGUCUUGUGAAUAUAAUCAAGUACUGAAGAUGAAAUUGUGUUAUGCCACUACUCAUGUGUUGGCCUAGGUACUAUGCAUACAUAAUGUUCAUAGCUGAGAUGUUCAAGAACAUGAAGUCUAAAAUAUACAGGAUAAAAUAUACCUAUGUUAAGCCAGAUGUAAGACUGCUCUGGAAACAAACGCUUUAUUUUAUUCCCUUGUGUAUGUGCUUUCCAUAUGAUGUGUACACAGUAUAUUUUAGAUGGUUACGUGGGUGGUCUGCAUAGCUACUCCCACAUACCACGAAGCUGACAAAGCCGUUUACUCCACAUAGUCAUAUUUUCAGAUGUUUAUGUUUACCUUAGGUAUAUAACAAAAAGUUUUCCUACUGGCAAUACUCAUUGACCAAAUCCAUACAGGGGAAGACAUUUAGAGUUCAUACAAGUUGAUGGGUUUUUUUUAAAUACAUCUUAUUUUAAGGAUCACCUUCCUCACAUGUGUUUAUUUGAUCCUUUGGAAGUUGAUACAGUGUGUGGUUAAUCAUGCAAAUGUGUUUGUAAGAUUUUAUUGAAGUGAUUCCAUUAGUAUUCUGAUACUUGGAGAAUGACCUUCAUAUUUAUGUAUUUCUUUGUUUCAAAUGUACAAUGAUAAAUCCUGGAAUUUUUUUUUACAAAAAGCAAUUUUUAAUUUGUAAAGUGUUAAUAAUAAAGGUGAAUCUUAUGUAUGUUCAGUAAAAACCAUAUGUUAAAAGAUUGCAUUUUUUUGUAUGUUUUUAAACAAUCAAUUAAGGGGUAGGCCUUUGGCAUAGCAGUCAAGUCAGCACUGGGGACACCUACAUCCCACAUCAGAGUACAUGAUUCGAGUUCCAGCUCCUCUGCUUCCAAUCCAGCUUCCUGCUCACAGGUACCUGGGAGGUUGCAGGUAAUAAGUGGUUCAAGUACUCAGGUCCCUGCCACACACAUGGGACAUCCAGACUGAAUUCCGAGCUCUUGGCUUCUGUUGCAGGCAUUUAGGAGGUGAACCAGGGUUGAAAAG
Molecule: messenger RNA, 5657 nt
Organism: Lepus europaeus (European hare)
Lineage: Eukaryota; Metazoa; Chordata; Mammalia; Lagomorpha; Leporidae
Gene: EEIG2
Product: EEIG family member 2
Exons: 11
Coding region: 63-1148 (361 amino acids)
Source: RefSeq, a predicted model, not a curated record